CCUGAGCUCUUUCCCUGAACAAAGUUCCCUAGGGAGGAUUUAAUUUUAGGGAAUCCAGCUAAUUCUCUGUAAAGCAAUUUUGGAUUUUGCAUAGGAAAAACUGUUUUACCUAAGAAAAAUGUGGACCAUAACUGUGUGUUAAAGCUGCAAAUUACAUAUAACCUCUAGAGUUAGACAGGGAACAUCUGGAGAGCAAGCCCUCCUCAGAGAGGCUUAAAGUCGAGCAGCUGGACAGAGUGAGUAGUCAGAAGUUGCUCUGUGCUGAAGUAGAGGAUGAAUUCUGCUCUUGUUCUUCGUGCUCUGGCCCAACUGUUGUUGCUGGCUACUAUUAUUCAUACUCAGCCCCACUACUUCCAUGGAGAGGAGUGGGUCAACGCAUGGCGCCAGGGCUUUAACUUUCAGUGCCAUCAUGGCGAGGCACUGGUGGCCAUCAAGAGCUACUUCAGCGAGGAAGAGGGCUCGGACCGUCUGUGGAGCUUUGAAUGUCAGCCGACCCCUACCACCCUUGGAGAACCCAGUGCAUGUUGGUGGGAUGAUCUCAACCUUGCUGGCAUGGAGUGGACCUCCACAUGUAGUGACAAUGGUAUAGUGGCUGGAGUGCAGAGUCAGUACUUUCCUUCUACUCUGGACAGAGAGUGGCGAUUCUACUGUUGCCGCUACAGUAAAAGAUGCCCUUAUUCCUGUUGGAAGACCUCUGAUAUUCCAGAGUACUCCAAAGAAGAGGGUGAAUUGGUCGUCCCUGCUUAUGGCUACUUCAUCCGGGGAGCUCAGACCACCUUUAGUGGGGUGGUCAGGGACCGCCAGUGGAAGUACAUCCUGUGCAGGAUGACAGACCAUGAUUGUGAAUUUCAGAAUUUAUAAAUCUGGAAUUUGUUAAGCACCAAACUCAAAAAAAAAAAAUAAAGUCCACAUAAAUAGCCACGGACUUAUACAAGUAUACGAUUGCAUAUGUAAUACAAGUAAAAAUUUUAUAACCCAGGAAUUCAAAUGGUUCAUUUCUAUGUGAUAUGUUUUGACAUUUUAUGUAAUCUUGCAUGGUUUAAGAGGCUCAUCUUGAUUUAAAUAAUAUCAGUAACAUCAAUUAAAAACAAUGUAAUUUCUUUACAUACAAUUUGUUUCUUCUAUAUUUUAGUGUAAAGCUUUAAUAAAAAAAACAGAUCAAAGCACUGCAAAUGGCGUGUAGUUUUGACAUCUGCAUCACCUAUAUUGACAAAAGAAAGUUAUUGCAGUGUAUCUUGUUUUGUCUUAGAUGUUUAAAGCAGCUAUAUAACAACCAAUAAAGCACUUUCCCCCUGA
Molecule: messenger RNA, 1296 nt
Organism: Neoarius graeffei (lesser salmon catfish)
Lineage: Eukaryota; Metazoa; Chordata; Actinopteri; Siluriformes; Ariidae
Gene: dpt
Product: dermatopontin
Exons: 4
Coding region: 274-861 (195 amino acids)
Biological process (GO): collagen fibril organization
Cellular component (GO): extracellular matrix
Molecular function (GO): extracellular matrix structural constituent
Source: RefSeq, a predicted model, not a curated record